Nematolebias whitei (Rio pearlfish) is the source of this 5691-nucleotide messenger RNA. RefSeq lists its product as uncharacterized. The record is from RefSeq and is a predicted model, not a curated record. NCBI's taxonomy places the organism in Eukaryota, Metazoa, Chordata, Actinopteri, Cyprinodontiformes, Rivulidae. Gene Ontology annotation, biological process: immune response; toll-like receptor signaling pathway; inflammatory response. Gene Ontology annotation, molecular function: protein binding; transmembrane signaling receptor activity. The transcript is spliced from 6 exons. The coding region runs from base 1 to 5691 and encodes 1896 amino acids. Gene Ontology annotation, cellular component: membrane.
AUGGGAAGGUUUUCUGCACACUUCAUUCUGAAGCUUCUCUGUCUCCUGCUUCCUGUUAACUCCUCACUUUCUUAUUCACUCAAAAACUGCACUGUAGAAUAUCAGGAGGAAUUAUCUGCUGAUGUUUCUUUGAACUGUAUAUCCAGAGGUCUUCUGACUGUGCCCAAUGACCUCCCCAAAAACACUGUUUCAUUAUAUCUAAAUGGCAACUUGCUUGAAAAAAUUAACACAGAUGAUUUUUGUCACGUCUUGAAAUUGAAAACUCUGGUUCUGUUAAACAAUAAAAUUUCUCAUGUCGAUGAUGGAUCAUUUGCCAAUUUAGUUUUGCUGAAGAAACUUGAUGUGGCAAAUAAUUUUCUGACCAACCUGACUAGCAAAAUGUUUCAGGGCCUGUCCAACCUCACUGAGCUUUACCUUAGUUUGAACCGUAUUGAGCUUAUUCAUGAGGCCGCCUUCCAGUUCCUGACAAGCUUACAAACUUUGGAUUUGUCAGACAAUAAAAUUUAUCAGAUUGCUGACAUUCAGCCCAUCUUACAGCUACCAAAAAUACAGAUGCUUAGUCUUACAUGCAACUCAUUUUCUUCCUUUGAGACCAAAGACCUGCAGUUAAAUCACUCCUCAAGUCUGAAAAACCUGAGUGUUUCUGGUUACGACCUCAACAGGUUCAGCAUUGCAACACUAAUAUUUCCUUACCUGCAGAAUUUAGAUCUUUCAACAUGUACAGAUAAUAACAUUACCUUGAACUGGGACAUACCUGACAAAACAUUAUUGGAAAACAUAACCAAAGUUUCUGUUGAAGGUCUUAAGUUUUCCCUCGAAGAGAUCCAAAAAGUCCUGCAGAGUUUCAGCUCACUGAGAUAUCUGUUUCUAAAUAAUUUAACCAUGCGAAUUAAGAGAGGUCUGUUCUCUACAGUCUGCAAAAUAGCAACACUACAGAGGCUGGAUUUGUUUGACCGCAGACUUAACUAUUUAACUUUUGAACUUACACCGUGUUCUCAGCUGACAGAACUUCGCCUGUCCUUUACGUUGAUAUCUGAGCUGCCAAAAGGUUCAAUUCAAUCAAUGAAGAAACUGCGUUUCUUGGAUGUGACUCAAAAUCAACUCACCAAAGUUCCAUAUGACAUAAAAACUCUGAGCUUCCUUGAGAUCUUGAAAAUGGAAAACAAUCUCAUCUCUGCAUUGAGCUGUGAAGAUUUUAUGAACACAAAACAUCUUAGAGAGCUUUCUCUGAACCGUAACAAAAUUACAAAUCUGGAUAGAUGUGUCUUUGAAAAUCUUCCUGAUCUGAGGCGUUUAGAUCUGAGUAACAAUCUGCUGCCGAGGUUUGGAGACAGGUUUAUGAUUUCCCUACAACAGCUCGAGGUUUUGGAUAUGAACCAUAAUUCUAUAAAAACUUUUACGCCAGAUGGUUUUGAAGGUUUAAGGUCUCUGAAACAGUUAAAUGUAGAAUUUCACGUUGGAAAGACAAACAAAAUAUUUAAUGGACUGGAAAACAUGAAAUCUGAUAAUGCAUUACUGGCACCUAAGUCUGAAGUUAAUCUCAGUGUUUUACAAAACCUGGAAAGUCUUACAAUAUACUUUCGAAGUAGUAUUUCUUUGAAAAUGUGUCAAUCUAACAUUUAUAAAAACUUAUUUUCCCUAAAUUCUCUAAAACGUCUUACAAUGAUUUGGAACAUAAAUAUCUAUUUCACGCCACAUGGAAAAUAUAAUAUACUGGAAGAUAUGAAACAUUUAGAGACAUUUACAGCUGAAAAUAUGUUUAGUGAAACUGUAAAUGUGGACACAUUUCAGUUCAACCCUAAGCUCAGGAGUCUGAAAAUAACAAAGACAGUUAUAAAAUAUUUAGAACCUAAAUUAUUUCAACCACUACCAAACCUGGAGAUUCUUGAUCUUUCAGAGUCGAAACUCAAGUCUUUGGAUUUUCUAGUGCAAGCCAAUCUUUCUGCACUCAGAUAUCUGAAUCUGAGGGACAGUGAGGUCACUGUGAUCAACAUGGCUGCCCUGAAUUCUCUCCCCUCUCUAACAUACCUGGACCUGAGCGACAACCCGUUCACCUGUGAAUGUUCAAAUGCAGGUUUCAUCCAAUGGAUAGGACGUAACAAACAAACCCAGGUCGUAAACGCUCAUCAGUACAAAUGUUUAUUUCCUGUAGACAGACGAGGAACCUUGUUACUAGACUUUAAUAUAAAGUCCUGUUGGAACGAUGGCAGCUUCUUUUACUUCAUCUCCAGCUCUUGUCUGGUUGUUCUGACUCUCCUCACCUCCUUCAUCUACCACUUCCUGAAGUGGCAGCUAGCCUACACAUUCCACCUCUUCCUGGCCUUUCUUUACGACAGCAAGAUGAGGAAGAAGGGAGAUCCUCAUCAGUUUGAUGCCUUUGUGUCCUACAACGUCCAUGAUGAGGACUGGGUUUACAGAGAGAUGCUUCCAGUUCUGGAGGGAGAGCAGGGCUGGAGACUCUGUCUGCACCACAGAGACUUCCAACCAGGUAAACCCAUCAUGGAGAACAUCACUGAUGCUAUUUAUGGCAGCAGGAAGACCAUCUGUGUGAUCAGCCGCCACUACCUGCAGAGUGAAUGGUGCUCCAGAGAGAUCCAGAUGGCCAGCUUUCGCCUGUUUGAUGAACAGAAGGAUGUGUUGAUCCUGCUGUUUCUGGAGGAGAUCCCUCCUCAUCAUCUGUCUCCAUACUACCGCAUGAGGAAGCUGGUAAAGAAACGCACCUACCUGAGCUGGCCUCAGGCUGGACAACACCCAGGAGUCUUCUGGCAGAACGUCCAGAGAGCUCUGCAGACAGGAGACGCUCUGACUGAGGACACAGACCUGCUGACCGGACCAACAGUACUGGCUACAAUGGGAAGUUUGUUGUUACAUUAUAUGCAAAAUCUUACCUGUCUCUUGUUUCUAACUAGCCCCUCACUGGCUUAUUCACUGAAAAACUGCAGCAUAAGUUAUCAAGAGAAUUCCUCUGUUGGUGUUUAUUUGCAUUGUGCAGAAAACGAACUCAUCACUGUCCCUGAUGACAUCCCCAGAGAUGCUGCUUACAUAACACUUUUUAAUAAUAUAUUAAUAAAAAUUUACAAGGAAGAUUUUGCUGGCAUGUCAAAGCUGAAAUAUAUGGAUAUUUCUAGCAAUCAAAUCGCUUUUGUGGACAAUGGAUCAUUCGUUGACUUGGUUUCCCUAAAAACACUUGAAAUGUCAGAGAACAACAUCACCUCUUUGACUGGCAACAUGUUUCAAGGUCUUUCCAACCUCACUGUGCUUUAUCUCAGUGGAAACAAGAUUCAGUUCAUUAAUACCUCGGCCGUCCAGUUCCUGGUCAACUUACAAGAACUGUAUUUAGGCAAAAAUAAGUUCCAUCAACUCGCUGAUAUUCAAUUCAUUCUACAACUACCACAAAUACAGAGGCUUGAGCUUAGACGUACUACAUUGUCCUCCUUUGAAACUAAAGACCUGCCACUGAACUCCUCAUCUAGUCUGAAAGAGCUGCUUGUUGAAGGUUUAAACUUCAAAAAGUUCAGCAUCACAACACCAGUCUUUCCUAAUCUCCAGAUGUUAGAUUUUGGUAUAAUUAAAUUUAAUCAUACCAUGAUGUGGGAAAUUCCUGACAAAACCUUACUGAAGAACAUAACAGAUCUGUAUAUUAAUCAACUUGUGUUGUCCUUUAAAGGAAUCCAAAAAGUCCUUAAGAGUCUCGACAAACUGAAAAAUCUUAGAUUGAAUUAUGUACAAAUGUGGAUUAAAAAGGGAUUAUUAUCUACAGUCUGCAAAAUACCAACUAUGAGGAAACUGGAAUUGCAUAAUAUCAAAUGGAACAAUUGGACUUUGAAUCUUGCACCUUGUUCUCAGCUGACAGAACUUAACCUGCAAACCACUUACAUAUCUGAUCUUCAAACAGGUUUCAUACAAUCAUUGAAGAACCUGCGUUCCCUAAUUUUGGUCAACAACCAACUGACCAAAGUUCCACCUGGCAUAAGGAGCCUCACUCUCCUUGAGAUCUUGAGUAUGGAUUCAAAUGUUAUCUCUCAGUUGACCUGUGAGGAUUUUGUGAACAUGACACAUCUUACAGCGCUUUCCCUAAGUAGUAACCAUAUAAUAAAACUGGACAAAUGUGUGUUUAAAAGUCUGACUGAACUAAAGUUUUUAGAUGUGAGCAACAAUCUGCUGCAAACAUUUGAAGACACAUUCAACGUUUCCCUCCAUAAGCUAGAGAUCUUGGAAAUUAGCCACAACCCUCUGAUAACUCUAGGAAUGGGGGAUUUUCAAGGUUUAAAGUCGCUAAAACAACUGGAUGUAACAUCCAUGUCUCUUGAAAAGUUGACCUGUAAAACAGUUCUAGGACUAAACAACCUUAAAGCGCUUACUGUAUUUCUUCCAAGAGAAUCUGAGAUCGACUUCAGAGAACUAAAACACAUAGAAAUGAUCACAAUCUACACAAAUGCUGGCAGCGCUUUCAAAAUUCCUCAACUAACCAGUUAUGAAGCCCAAACUCACUUAACAUUUUUGAAAAGUCUCACAGUAAUUAACAGUGGCACUUCAUUUGCGCUACCAAAGCAGAUGUUUCAGAUUUUUAAACACCUGGAAUAUUUUAAGGCUAACAGAGUUUAUGGUAAUCCUCCUGAUGUGGACACAUUUCAAUUUAAUUCACAGCUCAAGACUCUGAUAUUUGCAGAUUCAGAUUUAUCACAUUUGAAUCCUGGACUGUUUCUACCAAUCCCAAACCUGGAGAUUCUUGGUCUCUCUUUGUCUAAGUUCAAGUCUUUGGAUUUUCUGGCACAAGCCAAUCUUUCUGCACUCAGAUACCUGGAAGUGACUGACAAUGAGAUCAAUGUGAUUAAUGAGACUGUGUUCCAGUUUCUCCCCUCUCUAACAUACUUGAACCUGGACAAUAACCCGUUCAUCUGUAAAUGCUCAAAUGCAGGUUUCAUCCAGUGGCUAAAGGGCAACAAGCAAACACAGGUGGUAAACGCUUAUCGGUAUAAAUGUUCCUUUCCUGUGGACAAACAAGGAACCUUGUUACUAGACUUUGAUAUCAAGUCCUGCUGGAACGAUGGCAGCUUCUUUUACUUCAUCUCCAGCUCUUGUCUGGUUGUUCUGACUCUCCUCACUUCCUUCUUCUACCACUUCCUGAAGUGGCAUCUAGCCAACACUUUCCAACUCCUCCUGGCCUUUCUCUACGACAACAAGAUGAGGAAGAAGGGAGAUCCUCAUCAGUUUGAUGCCUUUGUGUCCUACAACGUCCACGAUGAGGACUGGGUUUACAGAGAGAUGCUUCCAGUUUUAGAGGGACAGCAAGGCUGGAGACUCUGUCUGCACCACAGAGACUUCCAACCAGGUAAACCCAUCAUGGAGAACAUCAGUGAUGCCAUUUAUGGCAGCAGGAAGACCAUCUGUGUGAUCAGCCACCACUACCUGCAGAGUGAAUGGUGCUCCAGAGAGAUCCAGAUGGCCAGCUUUCGUCUGUUUGAUGAACAGAAGGAUGUGUUGAUCCUGCUGUUUCUGGAGGAGAUCCCUCCUCAUCAUCUGUCUCCAUACUACCGCAUGAGGAAGCUGGUAAAGAAACGCACCUACCUGAGCUGGCCUCAGGCUGCACAACACCCAGGAGUCUUCUGGCAGAACGUCCAGAGAGCUCUGCAGACAGGAGACGCUCUGACUGAGGACACAGACCUGCUGACCGGACCAACAGGUCGCUGA